Molecule: messenger RNA, 3074 nt
Organism: Talpa occidentalis (Iberian mole)
Lineage: Eukaryota; Metazoa; Chordata; Mammalia; Eulipotyphla; Talpidae
Gene: SKA1
Product: spindle and kinetochore associated complex subunit 1
Exons: 7
Coding region: 126-893 (255 amino acids)
Biological process (GO): cell division; regulation of microtubule polymerization or depolymerization; mitotic cell cycle
Cellular component (GO): spindle microtubule; outer kinetochore; mitotic spindle
Molecular function (GO): microtubule binding
Source: RefSeq, a predicted model, not a curated record
CGCCUGCGCCGCGCCCUGGCCCGGCGGGCAGUUUGAAUUUGGUUCCUGGAGUGGCGUCUCGCGAUCCUGAGAUUCCGGCCGAAACGCGGGUCUCCCAGGUUGGCGAACUGGCAGAGUCUUGAAGGAUGACUUCCUCAGAUCUGGAACAGUUAUGCUUUUAUAUUAAUGAAAAGAUUGGCAAUAUCAAAAAAACCCUCUCAUUAAGAAAUUGUAGUCAAGAACCUACCUUGAUGACUAUAUUAAAUAAAAUAGGAGAUGAGAUCAUUGUAGUAAAUGAACUUUUAAAUAAAUUGGAAUUGGAAAUUCAGUAUCAAGAACAAACCAACAGUUCACUCAAGGAACUCUGUGAAUCUCUUGAAGAAGAUUACAAAGCUGUGGAACAUCUCAAAGAAAACAUUCCUCCCCAUUUGCCUCAAGUAACGGUAACUCAGAGUGUUGUUAACGUAUCAGAUCUUGAUCCUCAAGAACCGGUCAAAGUUGAGGAAACUGCUCCCACAAAGAAGCCCCCCAAAGAACAAAAAAUUAUUAAAGAAAUGCCAUUUUUAACUUCUGAUGAGUUUAAUGCCAUUCCUGCAUACAUGAAAUCCCGCUUAACCUACUGUCAAAUUAAUGAUGUUAUUAAAGAAAUGAACAAGGCAAUACUUGGAAAAUAUAAGAUUCUACAUCAACCAAAAAAGUCUGUGAGUUCUGUGGCCAGAAAUCUCUAUCACAGAUUUAUGGAUGAAGAAACGAAGGAUACCAAAGGUCAUUAUUUUAUAGUGGAAGCUGACAUCAAGGAGUUCACAGCUUUGAAAGUUGACAAGAGGUUUCAUGUGAUACUGAAUAUUUUACGACACUGCAGGAGGUUAUCAGAGGUCCGAGGGGGAGGACUUACCCGAUAUGUUAUAGCCUGAGACCCUUGAGAACUACUGAGCUGACCAAGAGUAGGUUAUAGAUGCUAUUUCUGUAAUUUCCUUAUAUAUAAUUUCUGAUAUAUAAUUUUUCACUUUCAUACUCUUAUUUUUCUUAUAAAAAUACAAUUAUUAAAAAUAAAGCAUCUGUAUUUUUAAAUUUACUUCCUAUGGGGAUAUAUUUAGCCAUCCAUUAUAUAAGCCUUGUGCUAGGCAUAUGAUGGAACUAUAUGUUCAUGUCUAGUAUUUGUGUUUAGUCAUCUCAGUGCUAUAGACCCCAGUAAGACAAGUGCAGAUGUGAUAAUAGAAGAAAAAGGUCAAGAAGAUAAGGUUCAGGAUACCAGGGCCCUUUGGAAUUAGGAGUCAUUAAUGUCUAAAUUGCAUCAAUGCCAUUUUGUAUUUGGAGGCAGCCCAUCCAUGUGAUUAUUCUGCUUUCCCAUAUAUUGUUAGGGAACAGCUUACCUGAAAUACAUACAUAUACCAAUCUGUGGCCUAUAGUGAAAUUGUAAUAAAAGUAUAUUUAGAUGAAAAAGCUGACAAAAUAACAUGUGUCAGCAGGUUUACUGGUUGUGGAAAGUGGGUAGUUGGAUUGUAAGAAUUUAAUUGUGUUUUUCUUCUGCACUUGGGGGACUCUUUAGUCUACCUAUGAAGAAUUAUUGUCAAAAACAUUAAGCCUGAAUAUAAUUAAGACUUUAGCACUAUCAUCUAGUUUAUAGUAAACACAGAGAUAGAGACACAUACUAAAUUCCAUCAUGAAGAAACAAUCAGACAAAUCCAGAUAGAACCUAAAUAACACACUCUUUUACACACAGGUCAAUAACAGAAAAAAGAGGGAUCUUGUUCUAUAGUAAAAGAGACUAAGAGUAUAGCCUCCCAUCAUGUGUUCUUGAAUAUUGUGUUGACCUGAGUUUGGCAUCUUAAGCUAGGCCAGAGCCUGCGAAUUCCAGACACAUGUGCUACAGAAUAUCAAAGAGUCCCAUUUCUGUGGGUCUGUUUCUUUUUUUCUUUCUUGUUUUGGCAGAGAAAUUGUGUUUUAAAAGUUGUUUUUAAAUGACAAUAAAACAAGCCAAUAAAUUAAUAAAUAAAAGGCUUAGGCACACAACCAUAUCUAAACUAUGAACCUAGAUUGGAUUCUGUAUUGAAAAAGAAAAGAUUUAGGGAAAAUUUGUGGAAAUUUUAAUAUGGGGUGUACAUUAGAUAGAUGCCAAAAACAUUUAUUUUCUUAGGUAUGAUAAUAGUAUUAUGGUUGUGUAGGAUGAAUAUUUUUAUUUUCUGCAGAUGCAUCCCAAGGUUAAGGGGUGUGAUGUCAAUAAAAUGCUCUCAAAUGGUUCAGCAAUGAGAUAUAUACAUAGAUGGAGUAUAUAUAAUAGUAUGCAUUGUAUUCUAAUUUUAUGAAUGAUUAAAAUUUACCCUAAUAAAAUUGUAACACCCUUGUGAAAAAGUGCGCUGAUUAGAUAUUUCAUGUAAACACUAAUAAGAAUUUGUAGACUGAUGAAGUGUGAAGUAGGGCAAGAAGGAAGAGUUGCUAAUGAUCAGUUAGGAGCUCACAUGCUACUUCAUCCCUCUGCUGAAAUCCAGCCCACCUGCAUCUGUUCUUCCUAGCAAGGCUCACGGCACCUCAGGGUGUUUGAACUUCAUGCAUUAGAUGAAAAGGGUGAAGAUAGGAGUUUAUUGAAUUAUGCUGUAGGUAAAUAUAAUUACCCACAAAGCAAUGUAUUUGUCAUCUAAUAUACAUGGAGAGAUGAUAUGUAGUGUAUAAAGCUUGAUAUCUGAAAAAUGUUCCCUUUUUUUAAAUAUUUACCCAUACAAGAGCUGGGGUACAGGCCAGAGAUGCGGGGGGUGAGAGGAUUCACCAGAGACAGAGUGGGGAACAGAACAGGCAGAUUGACCAGAGUACACUGCUGAGGGGAGCAGCAGGUGAGGCAGGAGAGGUCUGCUGCGCCAUGUGGGUUGCUCCCUGGCUGGGCAGGGAUUGAACUUGUGCUGCAGAGGCCACGGAUUGCUUCAUAGUGUGGUGCUUAACCCCUUGUGCCACCAGGGAGGCCCUGAAAAACGUUCUUAAUGAACACAAAAAUGGUUUUAAUAAACUAUGUUUGCACAUGAACUUAGGCAGGAUAUAGCCUCUAUAGGUGAUUAAUGUGGACAGAUUUUCAUUCUAAUGCAGGUUUAUCUUUAUCAUUAAGA